Cyanistes caeruleus (blue tit) is the source of this 2754-nucleotide messenger RNA. It is a transcript of the gene LPXN, whose product is annotated as leupaxin. The record is from RefSeq and is a predicted model, not a curated record. Lineage: Eukaryota; Metazoa; Chordata; Aves; Passeriformes; Paridae. Gene Ontology annotation, cellular component: Z disc; adherens junction; stress fiber. Gene Ontology annotation, molecular function: muscle alpha-actinin binding; actin binding. Gene Ontology annotation, biological process: actin cytoskeleton organization; muscle structure development; heart development.
UCCUAGAAAACAAAAGCAUCCAACAGUUCCUGAGAGUGUGCUAAUAAACCCCCUCUCUGUGGAGAACCACACUCCCCUGACCCAGACACUAGGAAGGAGGUGAAUGUCCUUGCAUGAAAGCUAAAGAAAACCUCAGGGUCUUUGCAGAGGGAUUUCUCCUGUCCCUGCUUCUUGUCAGCCCCAUGCCGAGCUGUCCCUGUCAUUGUUGUGACUGAUUUCCCCUCAGCAGGCAGGGCUGGAGUCACUUCAUUCUUGUUAGAACAGGAAAGCAGAGCUCAGGGCAAGGCACAGCUCAGCCUUUGGCCUCUGGAUUCUGUAAGGACAAGUUUUAAGAAGUUCAACUCCAGAUGCUCGUGUGCACUCGAGCUCACACAUCACUAAAUCACUGAGAAAGCUAAAAAUAGCCUGAAACCUUCCGCAGGCAGGAAGGUUCUGCUGUGCGCAGAAAGGGAAGCCCCUGACAGAAGGAUCCCAUCUCCAGGCAGCCCUGAGCAGUGACACCAGCAGUGCCUCCUCUCAGCUUUGGGUGGCUCUCAGCGUUCCUGGCCUGAAACAGAGCCCGGACACAGCAGGCUGGUGGCCCAGGGGCCUUUUCCUGAGGUGGGGCUGGGCUGGAUGUCCCUGCUGUGAGCAGGCAACAAAUUGGUGUCAGGAGUGAAGUGAUCCCUGAGGUGGCAGCUCGAGGGGCUCAGCUCCAGCCCACCCAGGGACACUGCUCAGCAGUGCCCAGGAGCAGGGCCAAGGCAGCGCCCUGUGGGUACUGGUGCCCCCCACAGAGGACAGAGUCUGUGGCUCAUAACCUUUGCUCACAAGGUUUUUCUGGUUGGACUAAAGAGGAUCCAAGCCAGGACAUGGUGAAGCUUUGGUAGGGCUGGUGGCCAAGGUGACUGAGAUGUUGUUGGUCACCUACCAGGUGCUGCCUCCUCCAAACACCCAAACAAGAGCCUAAAGGACAUGCCAAGCCAUGUGCACCCACCUCUGGCAUUAACACUCCCUCAGUCCCUUGGAGCUGUUUCCACAUCCCCUGUCUGUUCCCAGCAGCGCCAGGAGAUUUCUCUGCCAAAAAGGGAUUUGCUGUUACCUGGAAAUCGAUGAUGAGGCUCCAGAAGUGUCCCACAAAGGCAAGGUUCUACUGGAAUGUGACAGCGCUGCUCCAUCAUGCUGCCACAAAUCCAUUUCCACCCAGCACUGAGACGCCACCCCUUCUCACACGUGGCCAGUGGCUUUCAGAAAGGGCCUGGGUCAGCAGGACAUCCACGUCUUGGCUUCUGGAGCUCCUUGGGCAGCCCAUUGGCCAGUUUCUCCCCUCUGCAGCCCCAGCCUGGGCUGUUUGUGGCUCCCUGUGUCCCACUUGUGCCUGUCACAUGUGGUGUGAGGCACACAGCCCACAAAGGAAACCCUGGGUGACAAACCCCGGUGCGGGGGGCGGAGGCGAGACCGGAACAGAGCUGGUGCAGCCUCGACUGCCAUCUCAGUACCUCAGGGUGCUGCUCCGGCCCUGGGACCCCACACCAAGGCAGGAUGGAGGAUUUGGAUGCUUUGCUGGAAGAACUGGAGCAGAGCUCCUGCCUGGCCUCCAAGGAGCGUGCUCUGCAGGGACCAAGCUCCUGCCAGGAUGCCCAGCAUGGUACCCUGAAGGUGCCGCUGCCACCCCGAGCUCAGCCUCCAGGAGAAGGUUUGGAUUCAGUGUACAGCUGGCAGCUGCAGGGCAGGGAGCUGGGGUGCCCAUGGAGUCCUUGCUGGACAACAUGCUGGACAGCCUCACCCGGGACCUGCAGGAGCUGGGAAUCACAGCCGCGCCUGCCGGCAUCUGCGCCACCUGCCGCAAGCCCAUCGCUGGCAAGGUGCUCACAGCCCUGGGCAAAACCUGGCAUCCCGAGCACUUCACCUGUGCCCGCUGUGGGAAAGAGCUGGACAAGGGGCCCUUCUUCGAGCAGGGUGGGCAGGCGUUCUGUGAGGAGGAUUAUCACCAGGCCUUCUCCCCGCGCUGUGCCUACUGUGCCGGCCCCAUCCGCGAGAAAGUCCUCACGGCCCUGGAGCAGACCUGGCACCCCGAGCACUUCUUCUGUGCCCACUGUGGGAAGGUGUUUGGAGAUGAGGGAUUCCUGGAGCGCAACGGGAAGCCGUACUGCCACCAGGACUUCCUGGCCAUGUUUGCCCCCAAAUGCCAGGGCUGUGAGCGCCCUGUCACGGACAACUACCUGUCGGCCCUGCAAGGUGUCUGGCACGCCGAGUGCUUCGUGUGCACGGAGUGCCUGACUGGCUUCACCGGCGGGUCCUUCUUCGAGCUGGAGGGACGGCCCUACUGCGAGCUGCACUUCCACCAGCGGCAGGGCACCAUCUGCCACGGCUGCGGCCGCCCCGUCACCGGGCGCUGCAUCACGGCCGCGGGGCGCAGGUACCACCCCGAGCACUUUGUCUGCGCCUACUGCCUGGGCCGGCUGCACAAGGGCACCUUCCGCGAGUGCGGCGACAAGAUGUACUGCCAGCCCUGCCACGACAAGCUCUUUGUCUGAGCCCCAGCUGCCCAGGAUGUCCCCAGCAUCAUCCCCACCAUCAUCACGCCUGGUAUUGUCCCCGCUGACCCAAACACACCUCAUAUGCCACCCAUCAACAUCCCUGGAGCUGGUUCUGCUCAGCCAACUGCUCCCAGCCUUGGCUGCUGCCAGGCAUCAUUCCUUGUCCCCGUCCCUGCAAGACAUUGCUGGCACUGCCCCUUGGACCUGAAGCAAUAAAAUACCUGGUCCUGCCUUU